AUGGCGUUCACCAAGACCGUUGUCGUGGCCGCCCUGGCGGUGGCGGUGUUCGCCCAGCUGUCUACCGCUGGCUGCUCGUGCGGCUGCGGCAGCUCCGACUCGAGCUACGGCUCCGACAGCUACAGCUCCGGUUCCGGUUCCGGCUCAGGCUACGGCUCUGAGAGCUACAGCUCCGGUUCCGGUUCCGGUUCCGGCAGUGGAUACGGCUUCAUCGGCGCCGCCGCCCGCCGCGCGCCCGUCGACGACUCCUGGACCAACAUCCCCAGCAACGCCAUCGUGACCAACAGCGAGUCCGCCAACGACUGCGUGCACCUGUCCUACGACAUCGAGGUGCCCGCCUCCCAGGAGACGAAGUUCGUGCCCAGCUAUCACAGCGCCAGCAUCGAGGUGCCCGUCCAGGCUAGGGCCGCCUCCACCUCCUACGGCUCCCUGCCCUACAGCGUCGAGGUGCCCGUCAGCCAGGAGCAGGAGUGCCGCAAGCUCAGCCCCCUGAACGUGGAGAUCGCCGUGCCCGUGCGCCAGCGCCAGGUCGAGACCCGCCUGCACUCCAGCUACACCGUGGAGGUGCCCGCCGAGGAGCGCGUCAGCACCCGCCUGACCAACCUGCGCGCCAACGUGGACCGCAUCGUGCUGCCCGCCCAGGAGACCUACUGCGCCCCCAACAACGGCAGCAGCUCUUCCUUCAACUACAACGUGCCCAGCGGCGUCAGCAGCGGCAGCAGCGGCAGUAGGUACGUCGAGGACAACGACGACGACGACCACGACGACGAUGACGAUGAGGAGGAGAAGAAGUGUGACGAGGACGAGGAGACCACCGUGGUCAAGGCGGGCUGCUUUUACACCGAGCAAGAGGAGACGGGUAGGGACAGAAGGAAGAGGGAUGUAGAGGCACAGGUGGGGGAGGCAGAGGCAGACUUAGAUGUAGAGGAGGGGGAGGUGGGGGAGAGCGUAGAGGAGGUGGUGACCACCGAGGAGAAGGAGGAGACUGUCGAGGAAAAGAAGGAGGAGACGGUAGAGCAGGUGGAGGAGGUCGAGGAGGGGGAGAAGGGCGAGGAGCUUCAGGAGGAGGAGGAAGUAGCCCAAGAAGCCCAGGGCGUCGAGGACGCGGCGCUGGACCCCGAGUUCGUGGCGGCGUCCGAGAGCGCGGACGGCGAGGACGGCGACGCCGCCGCCCUCAACAAGCGCAUGUGUAACUCCCAGAGCAUGAGCCGGUCCGGCGGCAGGGGUUGCUCGACGUCGGUGCGGAUGGCGGACGACUGCCAGCGCGGCGGUCCCACGCGCUUCUACCUCGACACGUACGACGACGACAACGCGCCUCGCCGAGCCUCUCAAAGCUCCACUUGUGCUUGCAGCGGGGGCCAGCAGCGCGACACAGCGCCCAGGGCCGGAGGCAGCAGGUGUUCCAUCUGGCGCCCGACAUCGUCCUCGUCAUCCUCGCGAAGUAGUUCUUCUAGUGGCGGAUGUUCCCGUGGGAGUGGGAGUAUGCGUGGGCCUCGUUGCCAGGGGCAGAGGCAGGGUCAGAGGCAGAGGCAGGGGCAAGGGCAGAGGCAAGGGCAGAUGCAGGGCCAGUGUGAGAGUGGGGCGCGCAGCCGGCAGAGCUGUUCUGGCGGACAGGGUUCACGUGCUUCCCAGAGGCGCGCUGGCGGCUCGGCGUGCCGGGGCCGCGGCGGCAAGGGCGCCGACGAGAGCCUCAUCAUCGCGCCGUACCGCAUCCCCGAGACGCAAGUCCGAGACCUCAUCGACAACGGGGGCUGCAACUGCGGCUGUCAGUCCUGUGGACAGCCUGGACGGCGUGGACGGGGUGGACAACGCGGCACGGCCUCGUCGGAGUCCUCCAGGAUCGUCAACGAGCCGUCAGACUCCGAGUCGGGCUGCUCCAGCGGCCGCAUCAUGAGCGGCGACGAGGACUACGAGUACGACGGCGAGGACUACUACGAUGACUACGAGGACGACUACGCCGGCCGCGACUACGAGGGCCAGGACGUCGCCGAGGACGUCGUCGAGGACCGCGCCGCGCCGGCCUCGCAGUGCAGCUGCAACUGCGGCUGCGACUGCGGCACGCGCCGCCGCGGCUACCACGACAUGGUGCGCGCCGCGCAGAGGGCGCACCGCGAGAACAGCGGCUGCAUCGGGGGGCGCACCGUGCUGGUGCAAAACCCGGAAACCGGCCUGGCCCCCCUCAAGCGGGACUGCCUGCGCGAGGACGACGGCCGCGACCUGCCGUCGUCAUCCUGCUCUUGUGGAGCCGCCAGGGACCUGCCGUCGCCGUCCUGCUCUUGUGGGGCCGCCCGCGACCUGCCGAAGUCGUCCAGCAACUGUGGGGCUGCCAGGGACCUGCCUUCGUCUUCAUGCUCUUGUGGAGCUGCCAGAGACCGAGAGCUUUCGACGCCGUGCACUUGCGGAGCCGCCCGAGAGCUUCCUUCAAAGCCGUGUACUUGUGGGGCCGCCCGGGAACUGCCUUCGACGCCAUGCUCUUGCGGAGCCGCCCGGGAACUGCCUUCAUCGUCAUCUACCUGUGGAUCCACCAGGGAACUUCAGCCGUCGACCUGUGGUGCUGAAAGAGACCUGCCUCCGUCUUCCUGCGCUUGCGGCGCGGCCAGAGACCUGCCUUCGACCUGUGGUGCCACCAGAGACCUGCCGGCGUCCACAUGCACUUGCGGCGCUGCCAGGGACCUGCCUUCAACUUCGUGCACUUGUGGUGCUGCCAGAGAUCUGCCUUCGACUUCGUGCACUUGUGGCGCGGCAAGGGACCUGCCUACAACUUCGUGCUCUUGCGGUGCUGCCAGGGACCUGCCUUCACCUUCGUGCACUUGCGGCGCUGCCAGAGACCUCCCUUCAACUUCGUGCACUUGCGGAGCUGCUCGAGACCUGCCGUCAACUUCAUGCACUUGCGGCGCCGCCAGAGACCUGCCCUGUGACUCCGCUCGCAGCUCGCCCACCUUCAUGUGCCCCAUCUGCGGCAAGGGGCUGCGCGCCGAGCACCUGGACCACAUCUGCAAGUGCAUCACGGAGCAGCGCGACCUUGCCCGCUCCGGCGACGCCUGCGGCCGCAGCGAGGAGCCGCGCCGCGCCGCGCCCUGCGAGUCCCGCGCCGCCAACAUGGUGGAGGUCGCGCCGCACGCCAUCAUGAUCCCCAUCCCCAUCAUGAGGAGCGCCCCCAUGGCCUGCCAGCCCAGCGUCCGCGCCGACCCUUGCCAGCCCAGCGUCCGCGCCGCCCCCGCCUGCGAGUCCGACGGCCGCAGCGGCCAGAGCGCCGAGGUCGGGUCCGCCUGGGUCAAGGAGUGGAUCAACGAGAUCAACCGCGCGCUCAGCAACUCGCAGCAGCAGCAGCAGCCCUGCUUCACCUGCGGGGCGCCGUGCGUGGACUCGUGCUACUGCCGCGGCCAGCGGUCGCCCAAGCCCGAGGACGUGCCGACCAAGGAGGAGCUGGAGGUCGAGGCCGAGAUCAGGGAGAGCGCGGAGGCCGAGGAGAAGGCGGACAUCGUGGAGGAGGCCAAGGACGGCGCCGAAGUGGUGUCCGAGGAGAAGGACGAGCUGAAGGAGUCGAGAUAGGCGUGCAGUUAGAACGUUGCCAAGCCCCCUGCCUCUUUGCUCUGUGUUGUCCCAUGUGUUUGCCUUAAUUUAUUUGUGUUAAUCUUAAUUUAUUGAUGUGUUCAUUGUUCAUCUCAAAAUUUCAGUCAUUUGUCGUGUUCAUGAUUCUCAAUCACAUUGUCAUUGUCACCGCUUCGCAACAUGUCAUACCACCCCAACCAUUUCAUGUGCAAA
Molecule: messenger RNA, 3765 nt
Organism: Thrips palmi
Lineage: Eukaryota; Metazoa; Arthropoda; Insecta; Thysanoptera; Thripidae
Product: TRIO and F-actin-binding protein-like
Exons: 5
Coding region: 1-3552 (1183 amino acids)
Source: RefSeq, a predicted model, not a curated record